Molecule: messenger RNA, 3663 nt
Organism: Oncorhynchus kisutch (coho salmon)
Lineage: Eukaryota; Metazoa; Chordata; Actinopteri; Salmoniformes; Salmonidae
Product: sodium-coupled neutral amino acid transporter 3
Exons: 16
Coding region: 235-1662 (475 amino acids)
Biological process (GO): glycine transport; L-glutamine transport; serine transport
Cellular component (GO): plasma membrane
Molecular function (GO): glycine transmembrane transporter activity; L-glutamine transmembrane transporter activity
Source: RefSeq, a predicted model, not a curated record
GUCUCCCUUUCCCCUAAGCAAGACACUCUCUGUUCUUUCUUCUUGUCUCUAAACUCAGGCCAAUUACAACUGAGAAAAACAACACCUUGGUCAAGAAAACAUAUAUUUUCCUCAGGACACCCUUCACUAUCUCUCUGUCUUCAUUGAAACUAUAUUUUCUGCAUUAGAAGAUUGGAGCUCUAGCCAGUAAAAAACCAUCAGUCACCCACUCGUCUUUGUAUCAGCUAAAACAAUAUGGAACUCCAAAAGCUAUCAAAUGGCCUCCACCAUGGCUUUGUCCCUUUCGAAGAUGGCAUCCCGCAGGCAGAAGAGGAAGAGGAGAUGUUACCACAUAAGAGUGAUGGGACCAAGAAGCCCCAGUUUACCGAUUUUGAGGGAAAAACCUCUUUCGGAAUGUCCGUCUUUAACCUCAGUAACGCCAUCAUGGGGAGUGGAAUUCUGGGAUUGUCAUACGCCAUGUCAAACACAGGCAUCGUUCUCUUUAUAAUCCUGUUGAUAUGUAUCGCCUGUCUGUCCAGCUACUCGGUUCACCUUCUGCUUAAGAGUGCUGGAGUUGUGGGUAUUCGUGCAUAUGAACAGCUGGGUUUCCGUGCUUUUGGACACCCAGGAAAAAUAGCAGCGGGAGUCAUUAUAACCUUUCACAACAUCGGCGCAAUGUCCAGUUACCUCUUCAUUGUGAAGUAUGAGUUGCCUCUGGUCAUUCAAGCCUUCCUGGGCUUGUCAUCGAACACUGGAGAGUGGUUCCUGAACGGGAAUUACCUCAUCCUCAUCGUCAGUGUGUGCAUCAUCCUUCCACUUGCCCUGAUGAGACAAUUGGGGUAUUUGGGUUACACCAGUGGCUUCUCCCUCACCUGCAUGGUCUUCUUCCUUUCCUCGGUCAUAUACAAGAAGUUCAACAUCCCCUGCCCCAUGGUGCCAUAUGGCAGAAAUCACACAACAAUCAUCAACACCACCGUGGAAGAGGGACAGUGCGAAGGCAGAAUGUUCACCAUCAACCAGGAGACGGCGUAUACCAUCCCCAUCUUAGCGUUCGCCUUUGUUUGUCACCCCGAGGUGCUUCCCAUCUACACUGAACUGAAAAAUGCCACCAAGAGGCGUAUGCAGGGUAUUGCUAAUGUGUCCAUCAUGGGCAUGUUCGUCAUGUACCUCCUCACUGCCAUUUUUGGUUACCUCACCUUCUACGUGAACACAGAAUCUGAGCUCCUGCACACCUACAGCAAAGUGGACCCUCUGGACACACUUAUCCUGUGUGUGCGUGUGGCCGUACUGGUGGCAGUCACCCUUACUGUCCCUGUGGUUCUCUUCCCUAUUCGCAGAGCCAUUCUCCAGCUCCUGUUCCCAGCGAAACCCUUCCACUGGGCACGCCACAUCACCAUCGCCCUGUGUCUCCUCUUCGUGGUCAACGUGCUCGUCAUCCUUGUGCCCAACAUCCGAGACAUCUUUGGCAUCAUUGGGGCCACCACUGCACCUAGCCUGAUCUUCAUUCUCCCAGGGUUAUUCUACAUCCGCAUUGUUCCCACUGAACAAGAACCAAUGAAGUCUAGACCAAAGAUCACAGCUGCCUGUUUCACAGCCAUGGGCUUCAUCUUCAUGUCUAUGAGCCUGACAUUCAUCAUCAUCGACUGGACGACCGGAGAGAAACGAGCUGGAGGUGGCCAUUAGAGCACAUCCAUUGACGAUAAGGGUCCAAAUGCCACACAGCAGCACGCCCUGUCGCCGUGCCACUUCGCAAUCCCGUCUGGAUUGUGAGAAGGAUAAAACACCAUCUAAAGGCUGGACCCACAUGAUCAUGAGUCUUACCAUACCACCCCGAUGGUAAGACCAUUUCCCCACCAAUUCAAAUCAAAUGGACAUGCUACACUUCAAUGGAGGCGAGUCUUUGAGGAACCCAGUGAUGUCACUUUCUUUGUGGUAGGAGUUCUAGGCAGUGUCAGAGGAGCUGACGAGGGUGUUGCCUGUAGAAACCCCUAAACCACUACUUGCUGCCUGUGUCAAAAGCCAUUCAAAAAAGUGACAGAGAUAGAGGGGAGGGGUUCAUUUUCUCUAUGCAAGGGGACUUGAUCUCUUGAACAGUCAGUCCUCAGCUACCCAACUGCCAAACAAUUCACCCCAGGUUCGUUUCUCGAUCAAAUAUCGGCUGUGGUUUAAUCAACCAGGUUUAAGGAGAAGAGAAGAAAAUGUUCUUCUAAAAGGGAUUUACUUUUAUGAUAUUACCCUGUCUGUGAACCCCUAGAUUUGGUUGUUGAACAUCAUUUCAGCAAUAUUUGUUGAGGUAAUUGACCGAGAUGUGGGACUGGUAGUGUCCAGUGUUUUUUCCUCAGAAGCUGCAGACCAUUAUAAACCAAAUGAGCCAAGAAUGAUAAAUGAAACACUUUUCUGUAUGGUUUACCUAUUUAUAUUGUAUCAUGUUGCUUCCUGCCAAAUAAUGUAUUGACUCAAAUGUUCCAGUUAUCAUGGAGCAACCAUCUCAUUUCAUCCUUCUGUCGAGUCACUCUUCGAGAUAUUGCAAGUUUGGCCUUGAAAUCUGUUGGACACGAUGUCUUCAAUUUGGUAUCCCAUCUAGUCUUCACCACAAUAUUCAGAACAAUGAAAACACACGUUAUAAAACACACGUUAUAAAACACAUAGUGAACAAAACAACUGUGAACCCAAAAUACUUUGUAGUGUAUAAUUAUCAUACGUUCGUUCUCCUUUUGUGAAAAAAGUUUUAUGCUGGUGUUAUGCAAAUAGGGAAUCCGCAAUAAUGUCUCUGUAUAUUUGACAUCCAACAAAGCAAUGAGGCAAUAAUGAAGAAGCGAGUGCCAAUACAAACUGAAUGAUGACAUUCAGCUGUGUCUUAUUUGACAUGUACAGUCUGUGCAGAUUUUCAGUUCAUGUCACUGCUUAUAAUGAUUUGUAUAGUGGAGACUGAGGUAAAACUAUUGAAUAAUGUCAAAUAUUGACAUAGAAGCAAUAGAUAAUGUGGAGCAAGAGGAUCUCGGAGCCCAUUUGGGUGGCUGAAUGCUUGUUUAGGAAGGACAAGGCUGAGUGUCUUGGAGACAUCGUUCCAAAAAGGUGAUAGCUUUUUGUAAUGUCACCAGCCUGCGGUCUGUUGCUAAGCACAUUUUGUGUUUGACAUGGCACCAUUGUCAAUUAUAUUCUAUUUUCAAUAAAGACGAGUGGUUGUCAGUAUUUAUUGAGACGUCUUUACUGUCAUCUGCAUGCUCUAUGUCUUUUGCUUUUCACAACAUUCAUAAAUGAUUGACAAAUUAAAUUGUAAUUCUCCUUCAGCAUGCAGACAAUAAUAACUCCAACCACAAUCAAGCUUUUAAAGUUAGAUUAUUGGUUAUAGACAUGUAGAUUGGUUUUGGUCCUAAAAUUUACUGGUCAGUAAAACAAACGUUUAGAACUAGGCUGAAAGGAAGGGAGGAGCUAAAUUAAAUUGAUUCCUCAUAAAGAACAUGAGUGACAUCAUUCACACUAGAUAAUAGUGGCACAUAUUUACAGUGCAAUGAGAAAGUAUUCAUUCCCCUUGACUUUUUCCACAUUUUGUUGUGUUACAACCUGAAUUUAAAAUGGAUUAAAUAAAACAUUGUUGUUACUGGCCUCCACACGAUACUCCAUAAUGUCAAAGUGGAAUUAUAUUUUUCUGAAUUUUUACAAAUGAAUAAAAAAUGAAAAGCU